AUGGCCACAGCUAUACUUCAUACGAACGAUAUGCAUAAGGAGCAAUCGCCAACUGCGAUGUGUAGCGCAACAAAUUCGCCCUUAUUGCAUGGAUAUUCGCCAAAUCAACAACUUGCAAAUUAUGGAAAUGCAACGUUGCCAGAAAAUAUUUAUACAUCACAACAAUCACAACAGCAACAACAGCAGCAUUAUUCAGUACAACAACAGUCACGUAAUAUUUAUCAAAAUUUAACGCCAGAACCAGUUGGACCAUGCAGUGGACUCGAAUCAACGUCUUUUGUCGAAUUAGGCGCAGUUAAUCAACAACAACAACAACAACAUCGUGUGACAGUUCAAGUUGAAACUCUAACAAUACAUGAUCCAUUCGAAGAAAUUCCACGUAAACGGCCAUGUAAUUUUCAACGACCACCACCUUAUAUUAAUACGGGAAAUCCGUUGCAUAGCGGAUUACAACUUGAUUUGCCAAGAUUUGCUUCUGUCACAUAUCCUGAUACAGCAUAUGAAGCAACAGUAGUUGUGAAUAAAGCAUUUAUAAAUAUGGCGGCAACGAAUGGAAUUUGUUUGCAGCGUCGUAUUUCUCAUAACUCUACAGCAUCACCACAAAUGCGUAAUAAUAAUGCUAAUCCAUAUCAGAACCAUAUGCCGAAUGGAUUAACAUCGAAUUAUCCACCGUUAACACCUCCACCAUCGAAUGGUAUGCAACCUCCACAUCCAUAUAUGCCCACUGCUCAAAUACGGCAUAUGAAAAUCGCAAUGCCACCACAAGCAUCAACUUAUCCCUAUUGCCCACCAACAAUUGCUGUUCCUAGUGUGAAAAAAUCUAUAACAAAUGCGAAGAGAGUUAAAUCACAACAGCUGAAGAAUUUAGACGAUUUACCAGCAAAAGCAGUGCGCAAGAGUGAUUUUUGUUCUCAGCCAAUUACAAGUAUUUAUGACCAAGUGAAUACUGACCACGGACCAUCGACAAGUGGUACAAAUCCAAGUUGUGCUGCGCCUAUUAUGCCAUGUGGCGCUAUAAAUAUGAUUGAUCGACAGUCACCUUCAUGUUUGCAAAAUCCGCAAAUUCAUCUGCAUAAUAUGCGACAAGCCUAUUCUUUCGAAAAUGGCAAUGUGAACUCUAUACCAGUUCAGCUCAAUGUGAAUAGUCCAAGCGCUGAAUUAAUACAACAAUCACAUUUGUCAACGAUGCGUACAAAUGGUUACAACCACAUAACGAGAGGGGAUACCGGAGAUGGUGUAGCAUUAACUAAACAAGAAAUAGCGAAUCAUGGUUAUUCUAUGGCUCCGGAAGUGAUAGCUGAUAUUCGUCCAUAUGAUCCAUCGCUUUUGGCCAUGAAAAGUCCUCUUUAUCAAGCUUCAUCGAAUGGAGGAGCUUCAGGAAUUUAUGCCACCAAAAACGGAAAUAUAAAUAAUAGUCCAAUUAAUGUACAGCAAUGUGCGAACGAACGUCGUGGCAUUCAAUGUAAUGGAAAUGGUUUGGGUUGUAAACGCAUUUUCCACCAGGAAUGUGCUCAACUUGCUCCAGAAGCAUUUCGUAUGGUGUUAAGCGAACCAAAUGCUUGCUGGAUAUGUGAUGAAUGCGCUAGUAGGGCGCGAAUUUAA
Dracunculus medinensis (Guinea worm) is the source of this 1602-nucleotide messenger RNA. NCBI's taxonomy places the organism in Eukaryota, Metazoa, Nematoda, Chromadorea, Rhabditida, Dracunculidae. The record is from the annotation of a GenBank genome assembly.